Selaginella moellendorffii is the source of this 1770-nucleotide messenger RNA. RefSeq names its product pentatricopeptide repeat-containing protein At4g02750. Gene Ontology annotation, molecular function: protein binding; RNA binding. Lineage: Eukaryota; Viridiplantae; Streptophyta; Lycopodiopsida; Selaginellales; Selaginellaceae. The transcript has a single exon. Gene Ontology annotation, biological process: RNA modification. The record is from RefSeq and is a predicted model, not a curated record. The coding region runs from base 17 to 1687 and encodes 556 amino acids.
AUGAUCCACGACCGCGAUGGUGGAGAGAGCUCUUUCGUCUGGUGGGAUUUAUCGCAAGCCCAGCGAUUUCCUUGCACCGGAUGGAUCGCCCACGCAGUGGAAUGGGAGCAUUUUGGAAUUUCCCGGGAAGGAAUCGGAGAGCUCACUUUGCCAAGGCGGGCAAUUGGGUGAAACGAUGGAGAGCUCUCGAAAGGUCUCAAAACCCAGCGUGGUUUCGUGGAACAAAAUCAUAAUGGAUUGCGCAAGGAAUGGGAAUUUGGAUCAAGCAGAGAGUGUUUUUGAGAAAAUCCCAAAUCCAAACGUUGCAUCGUUUAACAUCAUGAUCACAGCAUAUGCCCAAGCUGGGCAUGUCUACAAAGCGAAGAGGGUUUUUGACAGAAUAUCAAAACCCACCGAAGUUUCAUGGAAUGCAAUGGUGGCGGCUUACGCUCAGGAAGGGUUUCUGAUGGAAGGAAGCGAUAUUCUGAAAAGGAUGCCGAAGCUAAACUCUGUAGCUGGAAUCGCGAUGAUGCUUGCAUAUGCCCGGUCUGGGCAUAUUGACGAAUCUGAAAGAAUCUUUCGUGCUUUGCCAGAUUCAAACGUUUUCUCGUGGAAUGCGAUGCUCUCGUCAUACACAAUCAAUGGAUACGUAGAAAAAGCUAGAGAUUUGUUUGACAGGAUGAGUGUGAGAACUGUGGUGACUUGGAAUACGAUGGUUUCGGCCUAUGGUCAAGCUGGAAAAGUGUUAGAAGCAAAAGAGAUAUUUGAAGAGAUGGCGGAGAGAGACCUCGUGACUUGGAACGCAGCUCUUCAAGCCUAUGCCCGAAAUGGGCAUAUCGACGAGGCAGAGAGAUUGUUUGAAGAAAUGCCGGUGAGAGACGUGACUUCAUACACGAGCCUGAUGACAGGAUCACACCACAGCCUUGAUCGAGCAAAGACUUUGUUUGAUAUGAUGCCCGAGCACAACGUAGUUUCAUCCACCGCAAUGCUGGAUCUCUAUGCCCGGCAUGGCUAUUUGGAAGAAGCAGUGGACGUGUUUGUCAAAACAAGAGAGCAUAACAUUCUGUCAUGGAAUGCUCUAAUGCUAGCAUACGUUAGAAAGGAUCUCCUUGAAGAAGCUAAGUUAGUCUUUGUUGGCAUGCCUCAAAAGGACGUGGUUGCAUGGAGCUCUAUGCUCUCGUCAUAUGCCCAAAACGGGCAUCUGCGCGAGGUAGCCAGCUUGUUCUACACAAUGCCGGAGGAGAGAGACCAAAUUGCCUGGAGCUCUAUAAUAGCUGCGUUUGCACAGUUUGGCCAUAUCCAAGAUUCUAUCAAGCUCUUCAAGCUCAUGGUUUUGGAAGGAGUGGAGCCCGAGAAGGGCUGUGUUAGAACAGUUCUCUCGGCGUGUAGCCACAUUGGACUCCUCCAGGAAGGCUGGAACCUGUUUGUGUCGAUGCGAGAUGACUUUGAAAUAGAGCCGUCGAGAGAGCAGCUUUGUUGUGUGAUUGACAUACUUGGCCGGGCCGGGAAGAUCAACCAAGCACAGCAAAUGGUGGAGAGUUUCUCGUUCGUUCCAAAUGCCGCGGAGCUGGGAACUCUCCUUGGUGCGUCGAGGCUCCACUUUGAUACAAGUUGUGGAAGGCAAGCAGCCACGCAGCUCUUGCAAGGGGUCGAUCCAAGUAACUCGGCAGCGUUCGUGGGAUUGGCCGAUCUAAUCUUUGCGUCUUGACUAAAACUUGUUUCGUGCCUUGAAAGCUGCAAAGUUGGCAAAAGAACACCACGGAAAAGCUUGCCUUUCUCGGCAAACUAUGA